Messenger RNA from Eleginops maclovinus (Patagonian blennie), 3096 nucleotides. It is a transcript of the gene haus6, whose product is annotated as HAUS augmin-like complex, subunit 6. Gene Ontology annotation, biological process: spindle assembly. The transcript is spliced from 16 exons. The record is from RefSeq and is a predicted model, not a curated record. Lineage: Eukaryota; Metazoa; Chordata; Actinopteri; Perciformes; Eleginopidae. Gene Ontology annotation, cellular component: mitotic spindle microtubule; HAUS complex. The coding region runs from base 276 to 2660 and encodes 794 amino acids. Gene Ontology annotation, molecular function: microtubule binding.
UUGUGUGGGCUUGUGUUGCUGUUGCCUUUUCGUUUUCCUGAACUUUUGCCUAACAAUUGUUAACUCAAAUUUAACUUAACUGUUCUUGCUUUUACAUAUACAGAUAUAGAUGUGUUUAUCUGCAGCGUUUGUUGAUGUAUACAUGUUUAUGUGUGAAAACUCUAAACAAGUAAACAAAUUAGCCGACUGUAAACGUUGCAGCUAGCAGCUAAAGCUAGCUGACUAGCUUUCAAUAACAACGUAAGCUGGUCACCCGUUCCUCCCAUCUCGGGAUAAUGGCGAACCCGGCAUUGUUGCAGAAAAAGAACGGAAAAUACUUGUGGUUUGCUCUUCUCGGGUUAGGACUUCGACCAGACAAACUCAACCUCACCGCUAGACGCAUCAACCUGGGACCGAAUAUGUUCGACAAACCAAACAAGGAUGCCUUCUACAUAGUAAUCCAUUUCCUGUUGGAGAAACUCAGCCCGACACGAUUUAAUGAAGCAUACAGGUACUGCUGGCCUGUGUUGAGCCACAAAGCAGAUGCAGAGUUCCGCAAAGUGACCUGCGCUUGGCUGCGAGAAAUAAUGGAGGAAUCUGCAAAUGGAGGACCCAAAGUGGUAGCAUCCUUGUUCCUCUCACCCGGAGGCUCCAAGUUUGUCAGCUUGAUGCUUCAUUUGGCCAGGCACGUCAUGCUGCAGAAAAUGAAGACAUUCACCACAGAUGAUAGCUGGGUCCCUGAGUUCGUAGCGCUGCCGGCUUCUUCCCUGGACUUGGCAGCGAAGAGGCUCAACCUGACGCAUGCCAGGUUUUUGAAAGCUGCAGUAGAUCAGGAUCGUUUCCUUCACGAGUACCAGACACGAGCACAGCUCCUGGUGAAGUCUAUGAAGGACAUCAGAGCAGAGGGUGCCAAGUAUGAUGAGCUACUCAAACGUCACAGCAGUGAUUCUACACAGGCGGGUGUUUCUAUUGCUGAAAAGACCAGAAAGGUGCGCUCCCUGUGGUCGGACAUUGAUGGAAUGCUGUCGACUACCAAAGAGGAGCAGAAUGCGGUGGCAAGUGUUUUGAAGGGGGAUGUAGAUCAAUACAUCCUGGACGGGACCGAUCAGGUCCUCAAGAUUCCUCGCAGUCUGCUGGAGAGAAUCGAACAGCUCCCUCAUCAGUUGAGUUCAGGGAAUGUGUACGAGGAGGGUCAGCUGAACCUGCUGUGUGUGUUGGAGCUGACCAACCACUCGCUGCAGCUCCUUAGAGAAGAGCGCUGUCGGGUCUCUGAGGCCCCCAAACCUCAGCUCAGUCCUGAGCAGCUGCAGGAGAAAUGUAAGCAGAUGGCCCGUGCAUUGCAGAACCUCCACCUCAUCAGACAGAGGAUAUCCAAGGAGGAAAUUCCUGAGGUCAGGAGCAGCGUCCGAGAGUUGGAGGCUGUAUGGGACAGGAAGUGGAUGGAUACUCUCAAAGACACACCCCUUGUCUCUUUUCUGAAUGAAGAUCCUGCCCUCGGCUUCCUCUCCCCAAUGGCUCCACUGUCUUUUGAACCCGCUGCUGAUGCUAGCUACAGAAGAAGUGUGUUCUCGCAGUACCCAGCAUCGCUUCCUGACAAGCCUGCAGAGAGUAAACCACAGGAAGUCCUCCUUCCAAGUGAUUGUAACCCAAAGAGCCCUCCCCCUGUACCAGCUGAGAGGCCUGACAGUCCUGUCAGCAUCCCCCCUGCAGCCCCGUCAAAAGCAAAUACCUCCCUGGACUGGCUCUUCGACACCCCCCCAUUCCCCCUCGGCGGGGUUCCAACCGUACCACCGCCUCAGGCCAGUGUAAGGAAGACUGCUCGUGUUCCUCAGAAUGUGGCUCCCAUCAGGACCAAGUCUCAGAUUUUAGACACGGAGUGUGAUAACCUCGCUGAUCAGUUUGCAGAUGCUGUAACUACAACCAGUCCUGCAGACGGCAGGGUCAAAGGUCUGGACUUAGAUGGCCUUCUCGGCACCCUUCAUGGAGAUCCUUUCUCCACCAGGAAGCAGCUGACUCGCACACCUGAGAGCCUGAUUCUGGAUGUGAAAAGCUCCUGGCGAAAGGCAAUUGAGGAGGACAAAGCGGAGAAGAUGGGGCGGAUAACAACGUUUAACGACAGCAUGAAAGGGCUGCCAACGCCCCUCCACGAGAACAGUGAAAUGCAGAGCCAGCAGGGGGUCACGCUCAAAUAUUCGCUGCUGUGGGACACCUUCGACAACGAGGCCCUGGACAGCCCGAGCGGCACGGGCAGCAGCGCGGCCCGGUUCAGCCUGUAUCAGGAAACGCUCCCAGAAAUGUCAAGCUGCGAUAGCAUGCUGAGCCUCGACGAUGAAGCGGUGGAUAUGACGAGUGAGGGCAAUGAGGAGUGGCUGAUCCCCUCCCUGAAGACUGAAGAGAAGCGAACUCCGCUCAUCACGCAUCCUCAGAUCCAGCAGGCGUAUAACGAUGACUCCUUUAUGGAACGCAUGAAGAGGACACCCGAGUGUCUUCUGACAGAUCACACAGCUUCCGGUCUGAACAGGGACUGGCUGAGGGAGCCUGUGAGUGCAGUGGAGGCCACAGGAAAGGUGUUCUCACUGGAUUUAGACACUCUGAAGACUCCUUCCCCUAAAAAAAGGAAAGAGUACAACCUCCCAAAACUGAUCACUUUCUCCCCGAUAGAUGACACCAACCACUAUUAAAAGAUUUGUAUUAACAAAAUUGUAUGUAGCUGUAAAAUAACUUUCCUCUUUUAAAAACAAUGUAUUUAUGGUAAGUAUGAGAUCUUUUAAUAAAAAUCUUUUAAUAAAAGUUAUAUAGCUCAUUUCCUCUUGUGUGUACAUAUCCAGUGUUGUUUUUAGUUUUGUUUGUGGGGGAAAAUUCACAUCUGAUUUCCAAAAUGUUUUUCCAUUAAACUGCAUGGUAACAAUGGUUUCUAACACAAUGUAUGCACACAUAUUGAAGGUAAAAUGUCAGUCAGCUUGCUCAAAGGUGUAGUGUUCUUAUUUUUAUGUUGUCUUAAGCACUUUGGGAAUGAAAUAUUUAACUGAAUAUACAUUUUAAUUUUGUUAGGUGGAAUGUCUGAACAUGAAGGUUUGAUCAUUUUAACAUGUUUCAUUAAAUAGAAUAUGGCAGCCA